Molecule: messenger RNA, 600 nt
Organism: Coffea arabica (coffee)
Lineage: Eukaryota; Viridiplantae; Streptophyta; Magnoliopsida; Gentianales; Rubiaceae
Source: RefSeq, a predicted model, not a curated record
AUGGCGCCAUCUACUAUUGUGCCCAAGAGUGAUACUGACGAAUCAAGUACCUAUAAAUCCAUGGAGCUCAGGAAGAAGAAAAGAAUGAAAAGGUUAGCAUAUAUCGUUGCAUUUGCUAUAUUUCAAACAAUAAUCUUCCUUCUUCUUUUUUUUUUGUUUUUGGCUGCCCUGGUGGUGAUGCGUGUAAAAUCACCUAAAGUAAGAUUGGAGGAUAUCAAUGUCAUCAACAAGAAGAAUAGGAGCAUUAGGCACACGGCACAAGUCAGGAUAAAGAACAAUAAUUUUGCGCGUUACAAAUUUGAUAGCAACAUAAGUACUUUGACCUCAGGAGGUGUAUUGGUGCAAGAAUUUGUGAUCCCUAAUGGACGGGCAAGAUUGAAAUCCACCAAGACAUUCUAUGUUAUUGUGGAUGUUACUAAUCCUUCAAACUCCGACACUGAAGGUUUUCAUCCUGGGUUGCUGCAACUGACUGCUAAGGUUGAGUUGACUGGAAAAGUCAAAUUCACUAUGGUUUUGAAGAAGAAGAAAUCUGCAGAAAUAAACUGCACCAUCUCCAUUAAUUUGUCAACAAAUUUUGUCCAGGACCUCAUAUGCCAGUGA